AACAGCAGUACUGAAGACUUUAGCUAUUAGAUAAGUUAGUGGAUAAUCUGUCAGACACAUCCAGUAUAGUUUACAGCCUUACCAUUUUGCUCUUAUUAGGUAUCUUGGACUGAGCAGUUUUGGCCUUUACUGUAUUUGUCCCUAUGGAUUAAGCAUAUUUGGGCCACUCCCUUCCUUCUCCAUUUUUGUUUAAAAGUGCAAACUUUUUAAAGCUGGCUAUUGAGUUACUAAAAGAUCAUUCAAUAGGAGUCACUCACUACUACUUACCUUUUGCAGAAUGUGGACUGCAGAGACUUGCAUUGUAAUGUUUCAUUUAAAGCCAACAAAGUUUAAUACAUUGUUUGUUUAAUACUGUUUUAGGAAAUUUCAGGUCUUGUAAAUCACAGUAGUUUUUCUGGUCUAAAAUGAAAACAUUUGUAGUAUUGCCAAAUUAAAGAUAUAGGAAAACAACAUGUAUGUUAAGUCAUUAAACUUUUUUCAUGGUUGUGUGAGGAUAUGAACUGUUCCUUGGAAGAGAUACUUUUUAUUAGAUUGUUGUAUUUUUAAGCAGAGCAAGGCUGUGCCAAUAAAACCUUGUAACUAGUCACUUCCACUGGGGCAUCAGAAUCUUGCUGGGCUGUUUCUGCUACUUGUUGGCUCAAGCUACUUAACAAAAGGAGCCACAGUAUGAAGCUUGAAGUUAUUUAAGAUACUAAAAAUCUUUUUAGGUGUUCCAUUUUAUUAACGGGUUGUUGCAAUCAUUUGUAAACUAAUGAACUUAAAGUGAUUGGCACAAAUCAAAAUGAAAAUCCUUGAACAAAAGUUUUUAUAUAAAAGCUACAAUAAAACACAAAAAAGACAUUACCUGAUUCAGAGUUGUAAAAAUAAUGUUGCCAUAGUCAUGACAGUGCUUUUUGUUAUUGAAAGACUAACAGGAACUAUUCUUUCAUUAUUAGGAAAUGAAUCUGGGUCUGUGUAAUUACUAUAUUUCAUUGCCUUACCUAAAUCAAUUCUAUUUUGGUUGUAGUAUUAGUGAUUAGACCUUUGUACUGCCAGGGAUUGAUAUAAGGGUGUGUACCAUGGAUUAAGCACUUUUUUAGCCCAGAAGCACGUGGUUUUUAGUUACAACUAUCAAAUUUGUGCUCUUCUUCUUUUCUCUAUCAGGCACUCAUGGGCCUUUGUGCAUUUGCUUCUAGAUCCAGUUUUUAAGCUUGAAAGAACAGAUUGAAGGAAUUUGGCACUACUCCUGAUACGUACUGUGUUGUUUCAAAUAGUCUUCUAGGGAGUAUAGUGGAUGACUUGCCAGCCUUUCUGCUUACUUGGUUGUACAUAUAUUCAUAUAGAAUCCUGAUAACCAAUUGCUCAGAUAGCAACCUUAAGUGAAAGGCAGAACUCUUUAAGCAUUAAAGUUCCUUAAAACCUGAGGCUAAAAUCUUUGAAUACAUUAUUGAAUUCUUUAAUAUUCUAAUGGGCUAGCAGGUUGACAGAUGCACACUUGGCAUGCUUUGUUUUGGAUUUCAUUUUUCAUUGCAGAAUUAUUUGGCAAUGUACAGUAAUUUGUAAACUUGCAUCAAGUUUAUGAAUAAAGAACCAUUUUAAGAAUUAGUCUGUUUGUGGUUAGUCUUUGAAUAUAGAUAGCUUUCUGUUCGUGAACAUGUGUGUGUUCCCAACCAAUGCAAUGUAUAAAAGGAAAAACUGGUCAACAGGUCAAAACCUCUUUGAAUUUCAGGCUCAUAAGCACAGGUGUAAAAUGCUUAUAUGAAAAGCACCACUAAGUAUGUAGACUAAUGCAUUCUGCACUAGAUGAAGUUCCUAAAUUGACUUCAGGUAUGGCCCCAUAAAGUACACUAUAAUCUAAAGUAUAAAAAUCACAUGGAUCACUGGUAGUAAUGCCCAUGGUGGGGAGGGGGAAAUGGACUUGCACAGCAACAGAUGAGAAAUACUCAUUCACUCCUGCUACUUUGUCCUCUAAGAUCAAUGGGACCUUCAAACUGCACAUCUUGUUAACCAACAAGUGAGCAAAUGGGAGGAAAGCAAUCAGAUUCAAUCUUCCACCUCUCUGAAUAUCUUCCUCUUCAUCCAAACACCUUAACUUCCUUGGAAUCAAGCCUCCCAUACCAGCCCUCAUCUAAUCGUCGAAUCUUGAGUGAAUGCUGGGAAAGCCAAAAGCCUACACAAUCACAAUCAGACUGAGUUGAAAAUCAUUAGCCAUGUAGCCAAACCUGCCUCAUUUGGUAAAUAGAAGCAGACAACACUGAAUGCUGGGCUACCCCACAAUUGCCCUUUGUCAAACAACUAACACAAUCCCGGCCUUGAGUUCACAGUCUAAAUCAGAAACAGGAAACAAAAUAAUUGUUUUCCAGGAAGAGCAUAUGAGAGUUUGAUCCCCAUUUACUUUGCAAAAAUUGGAAAAUCUUCCUAAACCUAAAGAAUUAAAAAUGCAUUAGAGUGCACCUCACCUCAACUCUACUUUAACUUAGACUGCCAUAUGACAUUGCCACUGUAAGACAAAAAUGGUUCUAUCCUCAGCAGUUUUGAGCUGCAUGUGGGUAGAGGAAUUGUCACCUUCAAUAUAGGUGACACUAAAGUAACUUUCAAGUCUUAUUCUCUGUAUAGAAAUCUCCUGCAUUAAAGGGAUAUUAACAUAGUAACUGCUGACCAUUUCUGAAAGUUGUUUACAGUGUUGUAGUUGUUAGUCCUAGGAUAUGAGAGAGAGAAAAGAUGGGUGAGAUGUUCAAAUAUCUUUUGCUGGUGGAAGAGACAGAGGAGAUUUUGAGCGAGACAGAGCUGCUCCGGGUUUCUAAAAGGACACUUAAAAAACAGUGUUUGGUACUACAGCUGCCCAGAUCUCCCUUACCUGCCUUUUUUUGUACAUGAUUUUAAAAUUUUCAUUCUCUUCCCCCUCCCCCUUCCUGCCAGAGAACUGUGCAGUUGGCUUAAUAGUUACUUUAUAGAGGAGUAAAAUGUUGUGCAGGAUGGGGGGGAUUUUACCUUAAGAUGUGCUGCUGAAGGUUUAUGUCCCUUUUUUUCUUAUUCAUCUAGGUUGAGAAGGGCUGCUGAUCAACUCUAAUCCAGCUACAGCCUGUACCUUAAAAUCACUCACUCACAUAUGUAACUGAGCCUGGAACAAACACCUUGAGACAGGAAGUUGUUUGGUUUUUUUUUCUGUUUUUUUUGUUUUUUUGAGGAGCAGAGGAAAAUGCGUAGCUUUUACUUUCUCACAUCAAUCCACUUGUUCCAGGCCCAGUUAAUGCAGCUUUUAGGCUGGACUCUUGUUAUGCCAGUGGUCUGACCCAUACCUGAUAGAUUCUCCUUUCCUCGUGCAAUGCUUGGACAGCAUGUAAAGGGAGGGCAUCCAGGCAUGAGGCACUGCACGCUUUUGAAGCCUGUUUGUCUUUUGUGGGCUGCGGCUUAGGCUGUCGUAUCCCUUUUCUCCCUCCCCCUCACCCCCAUUCUAAAGCUACCUCCCCCCGGGCAGGCAUCGGUGUCUCUCCCUCCCCGAUCCCCGGCAGCGUUAACAACAAACCCCACCACAACCUUCAAGGUAUUUCUCCUCAGCCGCUGUCCUCAGAGUACAACUGGGCAGGAGUCACGGCGACGCUACGAGACUUGCCCAAAGUCAGACACGAAGGCCACAGCUGAGCAGGGAACCGAACCCAGGGCUCUGCAGGCUGCACCAGUCACACAUGUCCCAACCCCCAUCGCCAAGAACCGGAAGUCACGGCUCCACCGGCUGUCGUAAUGUCACGUGGUCACUUCGCAGACGUUAGCCGCCCGGUCUGCAUAUACACCAUCCCCACGACAGGGAAGCCCUUUGUAGGUGGUCACGUGCUCUGGAGGCGGAGACCGGAAGUGGGCGCCGUGCGGAUGACGUACUCAGAAUGCGCCGCUGUCAAGGCUUCCGGCUCCCUGCCCGCCUCUUGGUGCGCGAGUGUUUGCCGGUUAUGGAGAGAAUGUGCCCGUAGAUUACUGAGAACACAGCAGAGCAUAGCGUGGGUCUCUGCACUUGAGCCUGGUCCAUCUGAUAGUCAUUCUCUGGUCCGUGCAUUAGCCGAAGAACUUGAGAAUGUGCACGUGCUGCCACGAACAGUGCUCUACAUAGCAGAUGCAGAGACUUUCAUUGGAUAUGAAGAGUGUCACAGACAAAAGAGGGCAAGGAAAAGAAAUAGUAAAGAAACAGCAAUUGCACUAGAAAAGCUGUUGCCAAAACGAUGCCAAGUUUUGGGCCUGGUCACUCCUGGAAUUGUAGUUACUCCAAUGGGCUCAAGCAGCAAUCGACCUAAAGAAAUCGAAGACGGCGAAGCUGGCUUUGCUUUAUUGUUCCCUAAAAUUGAUGGUGUGAAAAUCCAUACCUUCCACUUUAAAAAAGUCUUUGAUGAAAGCAAAUUGACUGAAGCAGGUCUUAAAAAUAAUCCAGAGCUCCGUGUGGUUCUUCUAUUUGUCUACAAUUCUUGGAAGCCGGGAGCUGAUCGGUUUCUUAGUCAGAUAAUCAAUCCUUUAAAUGAAAAAAGUAUCAUCUUGGCUGGGGGGUAUGUGGAGAACUUGACGUCACUGACCUCUGAGAAUAACACUGAGGCUGGCGAUUCCUGUGGUGUGGUUGGAUUGGCUUUCAGUGGACCCCAGCUACAGAGUGCUGCAGUUUUGUUAGACCAGGAUGUAAUUGAUGAACGGACUGUAGAAGCAGCAAUGCAGCGUCUUAAAGCAGCAAACAUUCCUGAGCACAACACCAUUGGGUUCAUGUUUGCAUGUGUUGGCAGAGGACACCAGUAUUAUAAAACCAAAGGGAAUCUUGAAGCAGAUGCAUUUAGGAAGUUUUUCCCUAAUGUUCCCCUAUUUGGCUUUUUUGGACAUGGAGAAAUAGGAUGUGAUCGAAUAGUCACUGGGAAUUUCAUACUGAGAGAAUGCAAUGACAUAAAGGAUGAUCUACUCCAUGGUUAUACUACAGUUAUGACUCUUAUUCAUCUUGGUUCAACUAAAGCAAACCAAGUUUAAACAUGUUUUUUAAAUACACCAGCUGAGCUUCUUUGUUGUUUCCAUUCCAGAGAACUGAAAAAUCUGGAAUGAUGUGUAUAUAUUUACUAUAAAAGCACCUUCCAAAAUCUAAAGUAAUCACUUUUGUAUUGUUGUAAAAUCAUGUAGUCAGGAUAGUGUUUAAUGCAGUAGGUAUGGGGACGCUUUGCAUUUUGUGUAAUACUGUGCAAAAGUCAGAACUGCAGGUAAAUGUACAUGUGUUCAAAUUUUACAACAGAAGGAAGCUUUUCUUUCUUUCUCUUAAGGCUAGAAGAGUGCACAAAUGCCAGUGUAGUCCAGCAAAAAUGCUCAACAGUAUAGAGAAAUGAACCAUCAGUAUUUUGAUGUGAUCUCUAGUAUACAUAAAAGCUACUGAUAUGUAUGUGUCCGGUUCCACCUUUACCUGAGUCUUCUCUCAACAGAGAUAUGUACAUUCCAUCCAGACUUAGAACUGGGCCCUGCCUACAAGCAAUAAUACCUCUUUAUUAGAUCAAAUGGAUGAGAAUAUUUGAGGAAUAAUCAUGAAGUGUUUAUUAAAUAAAAUACAAAAUAUAUGUAAAAGGUACAGUGUCUUCUAUGUUUAGAGAAAAAAGCCAAUUUAAAGGGACACUAUCAGGUUACAAACUGAGUCCCUUCAAGAACACCUUGGAUUAAAACAAUUUUAAGUAUCUGACAUA
Gopherus evgoodei (Goodes thornscrub tortoise) is the source of this 5666-nucleotide messenger RNA. It is a transcript of the gene FBXO22, whose product is annotated as F-box protein 22. The transcript has 7 exons. NCBI's taxonomy places the organism in Eukaryota, Metazoa, Chordata, Testudines, Testudinidae. The coding region runs from base 3721 to 4971 and encodes 416 amino acids. Gene Ontology annotation, biological process: protein polyubiquitination; regulation of skeletal muscle fiber development; positive regulation of proteasomal ubiquitin-dependent protein catabolic process. The record is from RefSeq and is a predicted model, not a curated record. Gene Ontology annotation, molecular function: protein binding.